CAUCGACCGAAACCGCAACGACUCGCCGCCCCAAAAGCCAAAACCUGCCUCGCCGCCGCCGCCGUCGCCAAACGCCUCCGUAACCACCGCAAGGAGGAGUCUCUCUCUCUCUCUCUCUGCGAUUCAAUCCGUCGGUCAACAGGCCGAUCGCCGUCGCCGUCGCCGACGGGCGCCGAGAAGAAGCGGUCCCAUCGGAUGGAGGGGGCGAGCGAGACGGAGCGCGAGUUCACCCUCGUCGCCCGGAAGCCGUGCUUCGGCCUCCCGACGGCGUGCCCUCAUUGCCUGCCCGUCUUCAUCUACCUCAAGCUCGCGAAGAUCCCCUUCCGCCUGGACUUCAAUCUGACCUUCCCCGACUCCGAUCAAGUUCCCUAUGUCGAGUCCGGUGCUUAUGUGGCUUAUAAUAACGAGAAAGGUGGGGUAAUUGAGAGUUUGAAAGAAGAUGGUAUUGUUGAUUUGGACUUGGAACUCCGAUCAGUUCCAGAAUUUAUCUCAUCGAAGGCUAUGAUCAGCUCAUGGCUUGAAGAAGCAAUCAUCUAUGAGCUAUGGGUGGGGUCUGAUGGAACUUCUGCUCACAACAUAUAUUAUGCUGAUCUUCCGUGGCCAGUAGGGAAAUUAUUAUACUUAAAGCAGAUCCGCUCUGUUAAGCAGCAUUUGGGGAUCACUAAAGACAAUGCAGAACGAAGGGAAGCAGAGAUAUACAGGAGAGCAAAAAUUGCAUAUGAAGCGUUGUCUACUAUGUUAGGAGAAAAUUAUUUUUUCUUUGGAAGACCAUCAAGUUUGGAUGCUUUUUUUCUGGGGCAUGCACUUUUUACCCUUCAAGCCUUACCUGAAGCAUCUUUGCUGCGAAACAGGCUUUUGGAGCAUGGAAAUCUAGUCCGGUAUGCUGAAAAACAUAAGUCAGAGUGUCUAGAAGCUGGUUCUUCAUCAUCCUCUGACAUGCAUUUUCCCCCAAGCUCUUCAGCAUCUGCUCCGAGACAAGGUCCUUCACAUUGGAGUUCAAAGCACAGGAGCAAGCCAAAGAGAGAGAAAACAGAGGAAGAGAAAACAUUCAGGAAAAGAGCGAAGUAUUUUCUAGCAGCACAAUUUACUGCAGUUUUGCUUUUUCUUACCAUUAUGCGGAGGUCGGAUGAUAAUGAACUGGACCUUGAUGAUGAUGAUGGUGAUUUGGAUUAUGAAUGAACAGUACAUUCACUGACUUGUGUACGAGGAUCAUCAACAUCAUGUAUUCUGUUGCUCGCCAAGGUUAGAUGCCAUGACGUGAAGGAUCAAAUUUUUACAUCUGUUUCUGAAGAAAAUUUUGCAAAUAAUUCUAUAGAAGUCAGGGAGGGUCUUUAUUAGUUAGAGAUGCAUUUUUGUUGGUCGAUGAUAAUUCUGAUGGGCCAAAAGAUUCUCGCGAGGUUACACCAUUGAAUCCUUUUUCUCCAGAAAAUUGUACUGGGACACUGAUUGGUUUUAAUGCUCUGACCACUUAAUAGAAUGUUGUUUCUUUAAAGUUUUCUCCCCUUAAAAGCAUACCUACUAAAA
Eucalyptus grandis is the source of this 1524-nucleotide messenger RNA. RefSeq names its product mitochondrial outer membrane import complex protein METAXIN. The transcript is spliced from 6 exons. The coding region runs from base 196 to 1179 and encodes 327 amino acids. Lineage: Eukaryota; Viridiplantae; Streptophyta; Magnoliopsida; Myrtales; Myrtaceae. The record is from RefSeq and is a predicted model, not a curated record.